ACUAUAUCGUGAAAAUUGUACAUUACAAGAAGAGAAAGAAGAGAAGUUAGCUUAUAAAAUUGCUAUAGGGAGGAUUUUUGUUCUACUCGAGGAUCUCAUGUACUCGCCUGUGGAUCUUAAUUACAUUCACGAUCAUGAUGGCCCUUGAGAAUUCAGAAAAUAUGCAAAUUUCCUGCGAGGCAUCUCUAAAGUGCCUCCAGGGAAAGGGACCCCCUUUCACUUUUCAGUGUAGUGGGAGUUCUAUGGAAGGAUUUCCGGAGCUUACAAAUGAGUCUGGUACUCAUUCAGCUGGGAAUGUUCCUGAAUCUAACCGUCGUUUAGGCAGUGAGUUUCUUGAGCACUCCAAUGAAUUUCACAGUAAACCUGCCUUUCACCAUGAUUACAGUGCCUGGACAGCCUGCCAUUUUAACCCUCAUAAGCUGCAGCAGUGUCAAAUGAAUGCUUUUGAGAACCACUUUUAUCCUUAUCCUGUUGAGAACCAACUCCAGUAUGUUCCAAUUAAUAUGCUAUCUCAGGGUUACUCGCGUGAGCAAUUUCAAGAAUUUCAGUAUUUUGUGGUCAUAGACUUUGAGGCAACCUGUGAUAAGGAUAAAAAUCCCCAUCCUCAAGAAAUAAUUGAGUUUCCAUCUGUCAUAGUGAGUAGUGUCACCGGUCAGCUGGAAGCAUGUUUCCAAACAUAUGUGAAGCCUACCUGCAAUCAGCUUUUGAGUGACUUCUGCAAGGAUCUGACUGGUAUCCAGCAAAUUCAGGUGGACAGAGGUGUUACAUUGAGUGAGGCUCUCCUGAGGCAUGACAAGUGGCUCGAGAAAAAGGGAAUAAAGAACGCCAACUUUGCUGUGGUUACAUGGUCUAGCUGGGACUGUCGUGUGAUGCUUGAAUCUGAGUGCCGUUUCAAGAAAAUACGGAAGCCACCUUAUUUCAAUCGCUGGAUCAACUUGAGGAUUCCUUUCAGUGAGGUAUUUGGUGAUGUGAAGUGCAAUCUAAAGGAAGCUGUUGAGAUAGCCGGCUUGGCCUGGCAGGGUCGUCCUCAUUGUGGAUUAGAUGAUGCCAAAAAUACUGCUCGCCUGCUGGCACUUCUCAUGCACAGAGGUUUUAAGUUUUCCAUUACCAACUCCAUUUUGUGGCAGACGGCUGAUCGAUCACUGAUCUGGAAGCAGUCUCAAGAACAGCAAAAUAUUUACCCUCACUGCCCCUACAAAGCAAGGGAUAUGAUUCAUAUGAACACCCCAGUCCCAGUGAUUCAGUAUCACCCUUGCUGUUUUUGUGGGGUGAAAAGCAGUAGGGCCAUGAUCAGAAAGCCAGGGCCUAAGCAAGGGAGCCUUUUCUUUGGAUGUGGAAAUUGGACUACAACUAGAGGUGCGCGCUGCCAUUACUUUGAAUGGGCGUCGACCUAAUUUAAGGGCACCUUUUGAUCUACUAUGAUCAAAUUUCAAGUUUUUUUAUAUAUGUAAAAAAAUGAAGAAGAGGAAAUGGCUUAUGUUGUCUCUAGUGGGAAGCAUGUACUCAUGGCCUGUUUGAUGAGGUUGUGCUUCAGUGUAGAAAAUUUUAGUUGGGUCAAUGGCUCGUUACUGUGACUGCUAAAUAUCAAUAGCAGUCUUGUUGAGGAGAGAAGGAGCUCCGACCUGUAAAGCUGACUUGUUGACUGGAGAAUCAGUUGACUGGAGAAUCAUUGGGAGUGUGAGAAAUGGGUAGUUAGGAUUGAUGCUUUUACAUGCUAAGGCAUGGUAAGUUAUCGUUUAAAAUAAACCAUGGUAUAGGACUCUGUUUCCUUUGCUUCUAAUGGGAAUCGAUAUAAUUUCCCGUGGCCA
Messenger RNA from Vicia villosa (hairy vetch), 1808 nucleotides. RefSeq lists its product as uncharacterized. The coding region runs from base 135 to 1394 and encodes 419 amino acids. The record is from RefSeq and is a predicted model, not a curated record. NCBI's taxonomy places the organism in Eukaryota, Viridiplantae, Streptophyta, Magnoliopsida, Fabales, Fabaceae. Gene Ontology annotation, molecular function: nucleic acid binding; 3'-5'-RNA exonuclease activity; zinc ion binding. Gene Ontology annotation, biological process: exonucleolytic trimming to generate mature 3'-end of 5.8S rRNA from tricistronic rRNA transcript (SSU-rRNA, 5.8S rRNA, LSU-rRNA). The transcript is spliced from 5 exons.